Octodon degus (degu) is the source of this 755-nucleotide messenger RNA. RefSeq names its product epithelial membrane protein 3 (gene Emp3). NCBI's taxonomy places the organism in Eukaryota, Metazoa, Chordata, Mammalia, Rodentia, Octodontidae. Gene Ontology annotation, cellular component: plasma membrane. The record is from RefSeq and is a predicted model, not a curated record. The coding region runs from base 208 to 699 and encodes 163 amino acids. The transcript is spliced from 5 exons.
AGGCGGGGGCCUCGGACGGGGAAGGAGGGAACCAGGGCGGGGCACGGGGGCCCAGCGAGGGACGAGGCGCCAACCCAGACUUUUUACGCGGCUCUCGACCCAGGGUCCGGGCCCAGCUUCCUCCAUCAGUCUCCCCUGCCUCGGUCGGUCCCAGCCUCUUGAACCUCCACCUCCUGACUCUCCGCUUCUCAGGCUUCCAUCGCAGCCAUGUCGCUCCUCCUGCUGGUGGUCUCUGCCCUUCACAUCCUCAUCCUCAUCCUCCUUUUCGUGGCCACGCUGGAUAAGUCCUGGUGGACUCUCCCAGGAAAGGAGUCCCUGAAUCUCUGGUACGACUGCACAUGGAACAACGACACCAAGACAUGGGCCUGCAGUAACGUCAGCGAGAAUGGCUGGCUGAAGGCAGUGCAAGUGCUCAUGGUGCUGUCCCUCAUCCUGUGCUGCCUGUCCUUCAUCCUGUUCAUGUUCCAGCUGUACACCAUGCGGCGAGGGGGGCUCUUCUAUGCCACCGGCCUCUGCCAGCUGUGCACCAGCUUGGCAGUGUUUACUGGGGCCCUAAUCUACGCCAUCCACGCCGAGGAGAUCGUAGCGAAGCACCCGCGCGGAGGCAGCUUUGGGUACUGCUUUGCACUGGCCUGGGUGGCCUUCCCCCUGGCGCUGGUCAGCGGCAUCGUCUACAUCCACCUGCGGAAGCGGGAGUGAGUCCUCUGCCUGCUACCCACGCUGCAUCCUCCAGCAAAUAAAACCGUUUGACCGCG